Rhagoletis zephyria (snowberry fruit fly) is the source of this 459-nucleotide messenger RNA. NCBI's taxonomy places the organism in Eukaryota, Metazoa, Arthropoda, Insecta, Diptera, Tephritidae. The record is from RefSeq and is a predicted model, not a curated record.
AUGUCCUCCGUCAAGCUGACCCCGGUGCCGCCGACCACCAACGCCGGCGAUGAGGCGAACAAGGCCGACGAGGAGGUGACCAUCGAGGACCAGCGCAGCAUCAACCGCUUCGCCCGCCUCAACGCCAAGGAGGACGACCUCGAUGAGAUGCUGAAGAGCCUGAAACGGGACCUGGCCAACGUCAAGGAGGCCACCGAUGAGCUGCUGCUGGCCGACGACGACGACGAUGAAGAGGUGCGCGACCUCUCCAACAUUCACUUCCGCAUCGGCGAGGGCUUCAUCGCGGUGAGCAAGGAGGAGGCGGAGAGGAUGCUCGAGGCAAAGCAGAAGGAGCUGGACGCCGAGGUGCGGGAGCUGGAGGCGCGGAUCGCCCCCAUGAAGGAGGAGAUGAGCACCAUCAAGGCGAAGCUGUACGCCAAGUUCGGCGCCAACAUCAACCUCGACCUGGAGGACAACUGA